This is a messenger RNA of Balaenoptera musculus (blue whale), 3171 nucleotides long. It is a transcript of the gene CETN3, whose product is annotated as centrin 3. Gene Ontology annotation, cellular component: microtubule organizing center. The transcript has 5 exons. Gene Ontology annotation, biological process: spindle pole body duplication. The record is from RefSeq and is a predicted model, not a curated record. Bases 130 to 633 code for a protein of 167 amino acids. Gene Ontology annotation, molecular function: calcium ion binding; microtubule binding. NCBI's taxonomy places the organism in Eukaryota, Metazoa, Chordata, Mammalia, Artiodactyla, Balaenopteridae.
GUCUACCUUGUGGGAGGUGCUUGAGGCCGCGGAGGUCGUUGGUGUCUGUUGAACGGCUUGUGGAAGUCGUGCUGCCUUGGGUAGGGGUUAAAAUCGUUCUCGAGAGGAACGUCUCUGUCCGAAGAGAACAUGAGUUUAGCUCUGAGAAAUGAGCUUGUAGUUGACAAAACAAAGAGGAAAAAAAGAAGAGAACUCUCUGAAGAACAGAAACAAGAAAUUAAAGAUGCUUUUGAACUUUUUGACACAGACAAAGAUGAAGCAAUAGAUUAUCAUGAAUUAAAGGUGGCAAUGAGAGCCUUGGGGUUUGAUGUAAAAAAAGCUGAUGUACUGAAGAUUCUUAAAGAUUAUGACAGAGAAGCCACAGGGAAAAUCACCUUUGAAGAUUUUAAUGAAGUUGUGACAGACUGGAUAUUGGAAAGAGAUCCACAUGAAGAAAUAUUGAAGGCAUUUAAACUAUUUGAUGAUGAUGAUUCAGGUAAAAUAAGCCUGAGGAAUUUGCGACGUGUUGCCAGAGAAUUGGGUGAAAACAUGAGUGAUGAAGAACUUCGGGCUAUGAUAGAAGAAUUUGAUAAAGAUGGUGAUGGAGAAAUAAAUCAAGAGGAAUUCAUUGCUAUUAUGACUGGUGACAUUUAAAGAAUUACAAGGAUAAACACUAAGAAUGUUGCAGUUAUCAUCUUAUAUUCUAUUUUUGUGCCUGAAGCUGUGUUUAAAAAAAGAAAACAACUUAGUUCUUUUUUCCAAAAGGACCAAAAAUAAGCAUCUUAUGUAUUCAUAUUUUACUACUGUUAAGUUUCUUUAUAUGAACAGUAUUGUUAGUACUCUAAUAGCUUAGCUUUGUAUUUAUAAUAUAGUUUUUAUAUAUAAAGUUUAAAAAAUUGAAUCAUGUGGUACACAUUUUUUGAAGGUUUUUUAUUUAGCAUUAGUAGUCACUUUUGGUGCACAUGUUUUUCAGACUUUCCUUAAUAAAAUGUUUAUUUUUUAGUAUUUUAAAAUUUGGUAAAUUUUCUGUUUAUUUUGAUUCCAAAUGUCUGCUAACCCUCAAGAGUAUCUUUCUUAAAUCUUUUCUCUUUACACGGUUGUUUUCAGAAACGAAAAUUGAAAUAUAAAUUGCAAUAGAAGAGCACAUUUUUCCAUUACAAGUUUGACAUUUGAUGUUUCAGUACAAAAUGAUGACUCAGUAUAGGCAUAAUUCCUUUUUCAUGAGUCAUGUCUUUCAGUUUGGAGGGAAAAAGUAUUGUGCAUAUAGACUCAUUUAUCCUCAUGUAUUCAAUAUUAUGUUCUGUAACGCUUUUGGUAUCUUAAGUUAUGACAGUUAAAUCUGGAUAUUUCUUUCUUAAACUAAUUGAAUAUAGUUUGAAUCAUCUAACUUCUUGACAAAGUGAAAGAAUUAAAUUUUGGAAUUUUGAUCUGUUAAGAUAAUUAUCACUCAAUUAAACGUCACAGUGAUGAAAAUAGGAAACUAAGCCACAGAAAUCAUUUAAGGCUCUGUUUUAGCUGUAUAAAGGAAUGUUCUGUGAUUCACCAGGAAACAGUGGAGACAGAUUUUCCAGAUAUUGGUGGGUUCUUCUUCCUUGUAGAAGUGUAUGUUAGGGGGAAACACGUGGUUAGGGAAGAUAGGUCAUAGUAAUAAUUUGAGGCACUUUAAAUGUUGUGAGCCUCCUAGAAUAUUACAGAAAGAGUUAUCCACUAGAAAUUUAACCAAAAAAUCAGUAGAGAAUAAUGUAACGGUGGUGAUAUUUCAGAUGGUUAUCUAGAAAGCAAGUUAAUUGUUCACCAUAUUAAAAUUCAGUUUUGAAUAUGAAAUCAGUGUUCACAGUAAUACCAAUAUCCAGGGCAACAAAUAGACUGUGAAAUUUAAAAAAUUGUAUCACGUUUACUGAUGAAUUUGCCUUCUAUAUCUCAAUCACAAAAUACAUUGAUUUCCAGGAAAUUGAAGAAUAAAGAAAAUGAAGAAUAAAACACAAACGUAUCUAGGCUUGCUAGUCUUCUACCACUUUAUUGGAAUAAAUAACCUAAGGUACUUUUUGUCACUUACAGAGAUAACUUCUUUAUUCUUAAUAUAAAUGGUUACUCCUUGGGAUGCCAGCAUUUUGUUUCUUCUUACUGUGGGUUGAGGGAAGAGUGCUCACUUCAGUUCUUUAUGUUUGUGAAAGCUUUCUCCUACAGAAGGAUAUGAAUUAUUUUCAAGUUUUUUCCAGUGUUAAUAACUGUAGAGUCAGAGGCUUAUAAAAUUGGCUAGUAGAGGCGGCAAUAAGAAGAAAGGAGUGAAUUUGCUUUAAACAAGAAGGAAGUGGAGGUGGGUAUUAGUCAUUUACCAUUAUAGUUAUAUUUAUUAUGCAAUGGCAUUUCAUGAUGUAAGAAAAUAACUUUCUUGCUAAACUUACCUACUGCAUCUGCUGUUCUGGUAUCCUGGUAAGCUUUGAUAGUUUGGGAUUUGUCAGCUAAGAUCUUGUCUUACAUAUAAACCAACAAAGCCUACUUUAAGUUAUGUACCUCUUAACAGCUCCUAGAUUAGAGUCUGGCGGUAGGUAGUUGGGAUGGGGAGGAAAUCAAAAACAUAUUUGUUAUGCAGUUAAUAUGUGGUGUGGGUACUGCACUAGGCUUAUUUAAUCGUUUAUUGCAGGAAAUUCAUACAGCACUUCUAAUGGAAGACUUUCAAAUUUAGUUGAUGCGCCAGUGUUAAUGGUCUUGCAUUAGCAAACACCAUGAUGAGUUAGACGAUCCAAUUGAGUUGCUAAUUUCCUCAACUCCCUAAACCAUCUGUCUGAUGCUAAUCUCUGGAUGUAAAUUCUCUUGGGAAUUGCUAGUGAUGUGUUCUACACUAAAGAUAAUUUCUAAUGUUCUGAAGACCAAUGUGAAGAAGGCAAAAGAGUGUCAAAAAAUCACUUAAAAUAUGAAGUUAAAAAAAUUACAUAAGUAAUAUAUAAAGGUAAUAUAUAAAGUAAAAGUGAAAAUUCUUUUUUUUUUAACUGCCAGCUCCACUCCCAUUCCUCUGAAUAGUAUCAGUUUCAGUUAGACCUCAGACAUCAAGAGGAGCACAACUGGAUAUUUUAACAGAGUGUAAUAUAGGGAAUAGGUUAAAUUGGUGCUGGAGAACCAAAAAAAAAAAAAAAUCAGGAAAGGAACACUGGGAUAGCUGAGGGUAAAAGUUGUAGUUACUGGAAACUAGAA